CGCUGAGGCGGGGCCGACAUCUUGGGUAAGGGCAGAGGGGCGCCGUCCCUCGGGCGGCCAUCUUUGUCCAGGGUACAGAGCCCGGCGGGGCUGCACGGGCGCCAUCUUGGGUAAGGGCACGCUGUGCCCUCACCGCCUCCCCGAGCCGCCUCAGGAGCCAUAUUUACCGAGGCCAACCCCUGAAAGAGCCAAAAAUAGACAAAUAAAUAAAUAAAAGCGGCACCCAGAGGGCCGCCCGCGCAGCCGGCUCCCCCGGAGGCAGGGCGGUGGGGCCGCUCCUCCUCCUCCUUCUCCUCCUCCUCCCCCCCCGCGGCGUCACUGACGGCGGCCGCGGCUCCCAAGAUGGCCGCCCGGCCGGGGCGGCGGCCGGCGGGAGCGGCGGGGACGGUGCUGAGGUGGCGAGGGGCGGCCGAUGCCCCGUUCCCCUUCCUCCUCCCUUUUCUCCUCUUCCUCCUCUGGUUCGCAGCCGUGAGGGCAGCGGCGAGCUCGGAGCCGCCGCCCAAGUGCGACGAGCUGCGGCUGGGGCAAUAUAUGUGUGAUGAGCCUAAAAUAGACAAUAGCACACAAGAACCAAUGAAUUGUACAAAUCACACGGCAUAUGUUCAGUGUCUGCCAGCACCAAAUAUUACCUGUAAAGAUCACCUUGGUGUGGAAAAAGUCUUUACUGGACGUGAAGUUGGAUUUUACAAGCCUAUUGCAUGCCGCAAUGUAAAUGGAUACUCCUACAAAGUGGCAGUGGCUCUGUCCUUAUUUCUGGGAUGGUUGGGAGCAGAUAGAUUUUAUCUAGGCUAUCCUGCCUUAGGUUUGUUAAAGUUCUGCACAGUAGGGUUUUGUGGAAUUGGUAGCCUAAUUGAUUUCAUACUGAUUUCAAUGCAGAUUGUUGGACCUUCUGAUGGCUCUAGUUACAUUAUAGACUACUACGGAGCAAGGCUCACGCGGCUCACGAUUACCAAUGCAACAUUCAGGAAAAUGCAGAGCUACCCGUAACCCUGGCAAACCUUCCUCAGGUCCUCGGAUUUACUGUGAAGAAAACAGCAAGAACGUGUAAGAGGAGAGCACGGACUGCAAAGCACUGACUGGGUGUUCACCUUGAGCCCGAAGAGACUGCCCAACAUAUGGAUUGUGUUGGCAGAGGCAGAAGCCUGGGGAAUGCAGAGGUGGGGGGUAAUUUUUAGGGCUUUCAUUCCAUGGUCCCAUUGAUUAUAACCCUAUUAAGAGGAUGAUGCAUGCGACUUUUAAGUUAUUUUGUUAACUAAGUGUAAGCAAUGGAUGUGUCAUGCUAACAAACAUAAUUGCUGGUGUGUCUAAUACAGUAUGAAAGUACAGUAUAGUGAAUUUAAAAGGUUGUGGUAAUCUAAGAAUGUUAAAAGGGAAAUGUGUGCCUGGGGGGCGUGGGGGCUGGGGAGAAAAACGACUUACUUGACAUUCACUGUCUUCCUCCCAGCUCUUUUGCUAAAGUAGGAACAGAAUCGGAACAAAAAAAUGUUUGUUUUACAGCUGUACCAAGUUACGGCGUGGACUCGUGCUCCCCCCUCCUCUCCCACUUGCAUCAAGUACAUCCUGUACUUUUGGCAACAUGUUGACUGGAUAUUUAAAAGCUGUGAACUGUUCUGAAAGUUUCACAUACUGGGUUAUGGGCCAUGUGUGUUUGAUCAAAAUUCAAUUACUGCACUGUACCAUGCUUGGAAACCUAUCAUCCCAAGUUAUGAAGUAUGACGAAAUAGGCUAAUCUAAUUGGUUCAGUAUGGGAGCAGUAUCAACCAAGCUUGUUAUGAUAAAUAGCUUCCUGUGUUAAAGGUUCUCUAGAGCUUAAGUAUCUUGGCUCACCUCCCUCUACAAAAUAAGAAUAGUGUUCCCUGGGAACAGUUACAUCACUGUCCCUCUUCUACAUUCACAAUUAAAGGUUUGUGGAUUUUUUUUCAUCUUGCUGUUCCUUGAAUAGAUAAACUGUGGCCAUCUACCCCGUUCCCCACUUCCAUCUCCUUCCCCUUUCCUCAGGUUAGCUCACGUUGGGCUUGCCCUGAGCCUACAGGUUCCGUUUCAGGGGUAGGUGGCGGUAGGGGUAGGUGAGCCAAAAUUGACCAGGACGCCAAAACCCACCUUGGGCUGGAGGAUGGGGGUUGCGUGCCAGGACGUCAGUGCACGUGGUGUGUAUGUUCAUACGGAGAUGGGGAAUUUUUGAUGUUAAGUUAAAUGUGGAAGCACUUGAACCUUUCUAAACACCUAAUAAAAGUGAGUUUCAUACUUA
Molecule: messenger RNA, 2248 nt
Organism: Anas platyrhynchos (mallard)
Lineage: Eukaryota; Metazoa; Chordata; Aves; Anseriformes; Anatidae
Source: RefSeq, a predicted model, not a curated record